CCCUCCCGCGGCGGCGCCCAGGUUUGGUUGCCGCGCCAGUUGCCAGGGAGGAGACGGCGCGGCGGCCGGGCCGAGCUGCGGCAGCGCCCGGAGCGGAGCAGCCCCGCGGGGAUCACAGCUAGCCAUGGUCCCUAAGUAUUCCAUGAUGGGCCCUUUCAGAGGACACAUGUGCAUCAAAAGUAGUCCUUUUUCCCCUGGAUCCUCCUGCAAUCUGUCAAGUCAGUACAUCAUUCAAGAUCACAUGGCUACUCAUUACAAGAAAUUGCUGUCUGCCAAAGCUGCUGUUGAUUCAUCUGCACCAAAGAGUUUGCAUACUAGCAUUAAAUACAGGGAUCAGCAGAGGAAAGACAGACUAGUAAAAGCAGUUGAAAAAUAUAAGAGGGAAAUCAUGCAAAUCCUUUUCACUCCACCAUUUAAUGCCAGGAGCAUUUCUGCAGAUCAGCAGAUGUUGCCACUGUCAGAUAAGAGCUACAUGCACUUGGCAUUUGUUGAGAAAGGAUGCUCCAUUACAAAAAGAGAACAUCUCUCUUACAUACCUUACCAGAAAUCAUACUCAAGGAUUCCAUCACCAGUUUUGGCUGCGAGAGAGACCAUACAUGAAAUUGUUCAGCAAGCAUCAUCUCAGACUCCGGCUGUUAGACCAACUCGGUGCAAGUUAUCUUCACCAUAUAGGCAGUCUCACUUGCACGUGAUGGGUAGCAACAGGAAGAUGACGUUUCAAGAUUCUUAUAAGAAAACAUACAGUGGUGAUCUCCUUGACAAACAUUCAGACUGGUUCACAGAAAAAAAGCAACCUUUCACCCCCCAAAUUUUAAAGACAUCAAGUCAGUCUUCUCUUUCAAAGUACAGGUACUAUAAUCCUCCCCACAAAAAGAUGAACCAUUGCCAGGGAAGACAACCCCUUAAAUCAGCUGCAGCAUACAGUCAAAAGCCAAGCAAAUUUUACAGUUCCUUAGAAGAGGGACAUCUGAGAUCACAUCCAGAUUACUCUACAUGGCAACUGCUUAAGGUUGUUGUAUCCAGUCUGGUAUGAAGUAAAAAAAUACAUAUAUGGCACCAAUAUUUAUAUACAAAAGCUGUCCUCUUUCUAUAUCCAGUGCCAUUUUAGAGAUUGAUACAGAGAUCCUGGUUUUUGGUGUUU
This is a messenger RNA of Gavialis gangeticus (Gharial), 1141 nucleotides long. RefSeq names its product spermatogenesis-associated protein 7 homolog. Lineage: Eukaryota; Metazoa; Chordata; Crocodylia; Gavialidae. The record is from RefSeq and is a predicted model, not a curated record. Gene Ontology annotation, biological process: protein localization to photoreceptor outer segment; protein localization to photoreceptor connecting cilium; photoreceptor cell maintenance. Gene Ontology annotation, cellular component: axoneme; photoreceptor distal connecting cilium; ciliary basal body. Bases 125 to 1033 code for a protein of 302 amino acids. The transcript is spliced from 7 exons.